AUGAUUGUCUCUAGAACUGCUUUCUUACUCCUUGCGACUGUCGCGACAGUCAGUGCAUUCUCACCUGCAUCACCGUCCACAACUUCUAUUGCGCAAAUGGUUCAAGAGAGCCAACGGUACAACCCUAGAACAACCCUCUCUGAAACAGCACUUGAUGACGAAGAAAUUAACGAUAUUGAUUCCCCCCCAGCUGACGACUACAUCGUUAAUGUUGGGGACUUGGAUGAAGACGAUGAAGAAGCUGGAAUUGAAGACGAUGGUGAGCCUCCAGCAUGGGCCGCAUCGCAGCAACGAAUGAACGAACUUCGAGAGAAGUACAGAAGACACGACAAGGAUACUGGAAGUCCAGAAUACCAAGUCGCGGGAAUGACAGAACGCAUCUCCUACUUGACUAAGCAUCUUCAGCAGCACCCAAAAGACUUCUCGACCCGCAGAGGUCUUGUGGCCCUUGUAAACAAGCGUCGCCGUUUGUUGAAUUAUCUUUCUGGGGAGGAUGAGAAGCGCUAUGUAGAGAUUGUCAGUUCACUAGGAAUCCGCCACAAGGCUCCCGGACGAGUUGAAUCUCGUGAAGAGAAAUACUCUCGAUUCCCAAAGCAGAAGGCAGUUAAGAAGCACAUUGUCAAGAAGAGAAACUAA
Molecule: messenger RNA, 636 nt
Organism: Cylindrotheca closterium
Lineage: Eukaryota; Bacillariophyta; Bacillariophyceae; Bacillariales; Bacillariaceae
Source: the annotation of a GenBank genome assembly